Messenger RNA from Medicago truncatula (barrel medic), 3484 nucleotides. Its product is annotated as lysine-specific demethylase JMJ25. Gene Ontology annotation, biological process: regulation of transcription by RNA polymerase II. NCBI's taxonomy places the organism in Eukaryota, Viridiplantae, Streptophyta, Magnoliopsida, Fabales, Fabaceae. Gene Ontology annotation, molecular function: chromatin DNA binding; transcription coregulator activity; histone H3K9 demethylase activity. Gene Ontology annotation, cellular component: chromatin; histone deacetylase complex. Bases 302 to 3145 code for a protein of 947 amino acids. The record is from RefSeq and is a predicted model, not a curated record. The transcript has 14 exons.
UUCAAGGCUUAUAACGUUAUCAUCGGAUGACAAGAUUUCGAAGUUUCAAAGUUUAUAACGUUAUUAUCGGAUGAUGAGAUUUCGAAGUUUCAAAGUUUAUAACAUUAUUAUCGGAUUACGAGAUUAUGAAUGUAUCAUUCUCGUCUUUAAUUUCAGGGUUUGCAAAAUCUCACCUUAUUAUGUUUAAAGCUGUGAAGAAAUCAGCAGUAUCAUAGCUAGGGUUUACUUUCACCGCCGUUUACAUCCAAUUUUCAAACACUACAGACAAAAACAACUCUGUUCUCUCCAUUUGAAUUUUUCCAUGGCGGGGGAAGAAGACAACAACAACAACACAGUUGCUUUCACAGGGGAGGAAUCCAUUCCUGAUAAUCAAGAAACCAUAGCUGCUCCUGAUGAAGCUUCUGUUGAUGCUGCCGCUCCUCCGGCAAAGAAACGUGGCAGAAAGAGAAAAACGGAGAAGGAAGCCGAAACAGGCGAAAUCGUGAGAAGAAGUGAGCGUGCCAAGAAGAGUAGCAGAUCAUUGAACGAGGAUUACUUGUUAGAUGUAGAGGAGGAGCUGGAAGUUAAGAAGAUUAAGGGGAAACGUGGUAGGAAGAAGAAGGUGGCAACCGGUGUUGGUGUUACUGAUGAAAUCAAUGCUGCUCAGGAGGGGGAGAAUCCUGAAUGCAUUGAACAGCAACAGAUGGGGAUUGAAGAUGGGUCCUUAUUGGUCUGUAAUAAGGACACUAAUUGCCAUCAAUGUAAAAGAAAUGACAAGGGCAGGGUUGUGAAAUGCACGAAAUGCGACCGGAAGAAAUUUUGCAUACUUUGUAUUAACCGUUGGUAUCCUCGCUUGAAAGAGGAGGACAUUGCCAAGGCAUGUCCAGGGUGCUGUGGUAAUUGCAAUUGCAAAGCAUGCUUGCAAUCACUUGCACUUAUCAAGGCAAUUAAAGAUAAGCGAGAAACCUACAAUGACCAUGAGGUUGAGCUCUCCAAGUAUAUGUUGAAAAUACUUCUUCCGUAUUUAAGACAAUUGGAUGAAGAACAAAUGGCCGAGAAGGAGAUAGAAGCAAAGAGACAAGGGCUCUCAUGUUCUGAGCUAAAAAUAAAAGCCGCAGAUAUCCCUAAAAAAGAGCGUGUGUACUGUGACAACUGCAAAACGUCAAUAUUUGACUACCACAGAAGCUGUACAAAAUGCUCUUUUGACAUUUGUCUCCUUUGUUGCUGCGAGCUUCGUGGUGGGAAGCUUCUAGGUGGUGCAGAUCCAAUCAAGUUUGAGUUUAUCUACCGAGGGCUUGAUUAUCUGCAUGGUGGAAAUGAUAAUGAAGAGAGAGUAAAUGAAAGUGAACCUCGUGCUGCUGCCCAACCCGAGAUUCGUGAAUGGUCAAGAUCUGGAUGGCUUGCAGACAGUGAUGGUAGCAUUCCCUGUCCAAAAGCCGAUGAUGAUUGUGAUCAUGGUUUCCUUGAACUGAGAAGCAUACUUCCACAAAAUUGCAUCUCUGAGUUAGUAUGUAAAGCAAAAGAACAUGAAGAAACAAUUAAGCUUCAAGAUGCAGAGGAGACUUCUGAUAGUAGGUGUUCUUGUUUGAAGCCUGUUUUGAAUGCAUCUGAUAUACACAAUAGCACAAGGAAGGCAGCUUCUCGUGAAGAUUCCAGUGAGAACUUCUUAUACUGUCCCAGGGCAGUAAAUCUAUGUCAUGAGGAUUUAAGACAUUUUCAAUGGCACUGGAGCAAAGGGGAGCCUAUAAUUGUUAGCAAUGUACUUGAAUGUACAUCUGGUUUAAGCUGGGAACCGUUUGUCAUGUGGCGUGCAUUCCGUCAGAUAAGUAAUACCAAGCAAAAAACUCUUUUGGAUGUGAAAACUAUUGAUUGCUUAGGUUGGUGUGAGGGAGAUAUUAAUUUGCACAAAUUCUUUACUGGGUACACAAAGGGUCUCCUGGACUGGCUUAAUUGGCCUAAGGUUUUGAAACUGAAAGAUUGGCCUCCUUCUAAUUUAUUUGAGGAAAGUUUGCCCCGUCAUUGUGCUGAGUUCAUAUCUUCCUUGCCGUUCAAAGAAUAUACAGAUCCUUUCAAUGGUGUUCUAAACCUUGCUGCGAAGUUGCCUAAAGAUGUUUUACAGCCAGACAUGGGCCCAAAAACAUAUAUUGCUUAUGGAUUUGCUCAGGAGCUUGGGCGGGGUGAUUCUGUGACUAAGCUCCAUUGUGAUAUGUCAGAUGCAGUAAAUGUUCUGACUCAUAUUACUGAAGUGAAGUUGGAUUCUAAGAUCAUUAAUGCCAUUAAAACACAGAAAAAAAAUCACCUUGAGCAAGACAAGAGGGAGCUAAUUGGUGAUAAUCGGGAUGGAGAGCCCAGCAUUGACAUGCUCGAUAAUACAUCUUCUUCCAUAAAUGCUUCGUACGAGCAAAAUAGUGUUCGAUUUGUGGAAAAUGGAAGUGGAUUAUGUGAUGAAAAGGUGGUUGAUCCAGAGCUCAAAGAAGUUGAUAAAGAAAAUAGUUUAUUGGUUGGGUGCAAUUCCUUAGAUGGUGCUCUCUGGGAUAUUUUUCGGAGAGAGGAUGUACCUAAAUUGGAAGAAUAUUUAAAGAAGCAUUUCAGAGAGUUCAGGCAUGUCUAUUGCUCUCCUUUAAAGCAGUUUGUGAAGAAAAUGUUAGCCAAGUUGUUACCAAAAAGCAACAAAUACAAGGCAGCUGGCAGCCGCAAAAAUGUUGAUUGCAAAGGGAAUCUUUAUUGGAGAAUGGACACCUUGUGUUGCAUACAUCUAAUGUUGGAAGAAUACCACUUCAUAAAGAUGGCAUUGCAAAGGGUUGUUCACCCCAUCCAUGAUCAGACAUUUUAUUUGACUAUCGAGCAUAAAAAGAGGCUUAAGGAGGAGUAUGGAAUUGAACCCUGGACUUUCGUUCAGAAGCUGGGAGAUGCUGUUUUCAUUCCGGCUGGUUGUCCCCACCAAGUCCGAAAUCUGAAGUCAUGCACCAAGGUUGCCCUUGAUUUUGUCUCUCCUGAAAAUGUUGGCGAGUGCUUUCGUUUGACAGAGGAAUUCCGCAAACUUCCAGUAAAUCACAAGUCUGCAGAGGACAAAUUGGAGGUGAAGAAAAUGAUUAUAUAUGCUAUGGUUGAUUUGGUCAAGAAGUUGGAGAAAGCAAGGUCUGGAGAAACCAAGGUUCCAAUGUAAAUUAUAGAUGAUCUCAGAGAUUGAAUCUGAAUAGGGAUGUAAAUUUGAGGCGCGUAGUUAGGUGUGGUGAUCUUGGAUUCUUUGUAUUGCAACUGUAAAGGCAAGAAUCCAUAUUUUGUUAUGUCUGCCACACCUUGAGGAAGCACUUUUUAAACAAUAUAUGACUUGUAAUGGUGUUCUUAGAAGGAUCACCACUUGUAUACCCUGUGUACUAAUUUUCGGGUUUGUCUGGAAUAUUGCAGAAGCUAACGCUAGCACUGUAUUAUUAAACUUUUGAAUGCGUUAAUGAUGAGAUACUAAGUCACCUUGAUGCAAAAUGCUGUAGUUAUUGAUUUGAAA